Molecule: messenger RNA, 2364 nt
Organism: Oldenlandia corymbosa var. corymbosa
Lineage: Eukaryota; Viridiplantae; Streptophyta; Magnoliopsida; Gentianales; Rubiaceae
Source: the annotation of a GenBank genome assembly
CAGACUUGAAGGAUCUCAAAUUACAAUAUUGUGUGGAUUUUUGGCUAAAUUUCUUCAAAAAACUCCAUUUAUUAGCGGAUAGAAAAGUUGUGUUUCUUGUUAUUAGACCCGAGUUUAAUUAGUACCAAUGGUAUGUAUGAGAGUGUUUAUUCACAUCUAAGCGGGGUCAACUAGUCUUCGUCACUCACGAGUCACGUGCAGCUCAGCUAACUUUGGGACAGCAGCAACUGAAAACAGAGCUAAUCAGUGAAAGGUGUUUGAAAGAGAAAACCUCACAGGGAAAACAAAAAUAUGGUGAUGAUUAUUAGGUCAAUAAUCGGCCGGUCGAUAUCGACGGCGGUUCUUCCUCAUCUCCGGCUGCGCUAUUUUUCAGUUACUUCGUCAUCUGCAGCGGCGGCUGAAGCUGAGAGGAGUAUUAGAGAAGGGCCCAGAAAUGAUUGGUCUAGAGACGAGAUCAAAUCCAUCUACGAUUCGCCGCUCCUUGAUCUCCUCUUCCAUGGGGUCUGUUCAUUUUGGGGUUUUUUUUUUUUUGAUUUUCUUUCAAUCCCAUUUCGUUAAUUUCAACUUGCUUUAGCUGGGAUUAAAAUUGAGCGCAUUGGCAUUGUCAUGCUUUGAUUUCUACUUUGUUCAUCAAUAAUAACCCUUCAUUUUUUACCUCCAUGGUUGAUGGUUUAACUAGUCUUAAUUGUACUAGAUGAUUGAUCAUUAAACUUCUAUUAAGGGAUGGCUUUGAUGGGUUUAUUGGUUCAGACUUUAUGUGCUAGUUAAAAUUUUGUUUUCUUCUGGCAAGAAAUGGCAGAGGCGUUUUGGUUCCAGAUAUUCACCAAUUGCAAUUCUUCAUGUAUGUGAUUGUAUUACUGGUGCAAGCAUUAAGCUAAAGAUGGAUAUAUUAAUGGAUGGCCAUAAAGGUUUGCAGUUAUGUAAGACCAGUUUACAUGAUGGUUUCUGCUAGGUUAUGCAUCAGGGGAGAUUCCAGUGAUCACAGUUGAUAAAAUUAAUGCAAUUUGUUUAUCAAGUAGUCAUCUUGUUGUUGUUAGGUUAUGAUUAUUCUCGUACUAAUUUUUCUGGUUGUACAGGCUCAAGUUCAUAGGCAUGCUCAAAACUUCAGGGAAGUGCAACAGUGUACACUCUUAUCUAUUAAGACUGGAGGAUGUAGCGAAGAUUGUUCAUAUUGUCCUCAAUCAUCUAGAUAUGACACUGGCCUGAAAGCACAAAAGCUUAUGAACAAGGAUGCUGUAUUGGAGGCGGCAAAGAGGGCAAAAGAGGGUGGUAGUACUCGGUUCUGCAUGGGUGCAGCAUGGAGAGAAACUGUAGGGAGGAAGACAAAUUUCAAUCAAAUCCUUGAAUAUGUCAAAGAAAUAAGGGGUAUGGGAUUGGAAGUCUGCUGCACUUUAGGAAUGCUCGAGAAACAACAAGCUUUAGAACUCAAGAAGGCUGGUCUUACGGCUUACAAUCAUAAUCUUGAUACCUCAAGGGAGUAUUACCCAAACAUUAUUACCACAAGAACAUAUGAUGAACGCCUGGAAACCUUGAACCAUGUCCGCGAAGCAGGAAUCAAUGUCUGUUCAGGAGGAAUCAUAGGACUUGGAGAAGCAGAGGAGGACAGAGUUGGUUUACUACACACUUUGGCAACGCUCCCCACGCAUCCUGAGAGUGUUCCCAUCAAUGCGCUCAUCGCUGUUAAAGGGACGCCACUGCAAGAUCAAAAGCCUGUUGAAAUAUGGGAGAUGAUCAGAAUGAUUGCGACUGCACGAAUUGUAAUGCCUAAAGCAAUGGUCAGGUUGUCAGCUGGCAGAGUCCGGUUCUCCAUCCCAGAGCAGGCUCUUUGUUUCCUAGCUGGUGCAAAUUCCAUCUUUACUGGUGAGAAAUUGUUGACCACGCCAAAUAAUGACUAUGAUGCAGAUCAACAAAUGUUCAACUUGCUUGGACUAAUUCCAAAACCCCCGGAUUUCUCUGAUGAUUCAUCAAAUGAUUUUGAAGGCGAAGAGUUGAAAGAAUCUAGGUCCGCUUUGGGAUGAAAAGCGCUGGCUUAGACUUAAGAUUAUUUGUAACUGAGAUUAGUUUUAGAUGAGAAAGUGUGAAUCUUUGAACUGAGGAAUUAGGGAUCAUAUUAAUGCUCUAAAAACCUAGACUGCCAUCUUCUUCAUUUAUAUUAUUAAAUCAUGGUAUUCUAACAUGAACAUAUCCACUUUCUUGGGUUGGGACUUGGGAGUCAAAAUACUUGUUUAAGAAAGAUGCUUAAACUAUUAUUAUAUUAUAUUAUUAAAUUAAAGAUUUAUGGGGUAGGUAUCCAAGGAGCCCUACUAUUUCAAAUCUGAAACUUAACUUGGAAUUCCACAGAAAUUAUAAAGAAUUCUCUUACCA